Messenger RNA from Drosophila novamexicana, 1485 nucleotides. It is a transcript of the gene Mettl14, whose product is annotated as N6-adenosine-methyltransferase non-catalytic subunit. Bases 114 to 1334 code for a protein of 406 amino acids. The record is from RefSeq and is a predicted model, not a curated record. Gene Ontology annotation, cellular component: RNA N6-methyladenosine methyltransferase complex; nucleus. Gene Ontology annotation, molecular function: mRNA binding. Lineage: Eukaryota; Metazoa; Arthropoda; Insecta; Diptera; Drosophilidae. The transcript has 3 exons.
CGUCAACUAUACGCGUUUGCGAGACGCGUUGGUCGACUAUUUUUUAUUUGUCUUUAUUUUAAUUUAAAUUAAGUAUUAGUUUAUUUAACUGUGCAGCAGACACGCCGACUGGCAUGAGCGAUGUAUUAAAGAGCUCGCAAGAGCGUUCGCGUAAACGCCGACUGCUGCUUGCCCAAACGCUCGGUUUGUCCAGCGUUGACGAGCUGAAAAAGGUGCUGGGCAAUGCAGAAGAUAGCAACAAUUAUUCUGGCGUCGGUGGAAGCCGGCAGCUAAAUGCAUCGGGCCAACGGGACGAGGAGGAUGGCGGCAGCGGCGGCGCCUCAUCGUCCAAGAAGACACCGAACGAGAUUAUUUACAGGGACUCGUCGACGUUCCUGAAGGGCACACAGUCUUCCAAUCCGCACAAUGAUUACUGCCAGCAUUUUGUGGACACCGGCCAAAGGCCACAAAACUUUAUACGCGAUGUCGGUCUGGCCGAUCGCUUCGAGGAGUAUCCCAAGCUGCGGGAGCUGAUCAAGCUGAAAGACAAGCUUAUCCAGGACACCGCAUCGGCGCCCAUGUAUCUGAAGGCCGAUCUCAAAACGUUAGAUGUCAAAACCCUGGGCACCAAAUUUGAUGUCAUACUCAUUGAGCCGCCGCUGGAGGAAUAUGCUCGAGCAGCGCCCGCUGUGGCCACCGUGGGCGGGGCGCCGCGCGUCUUCUGGAACUGGGACGACAUACUCAAUUUGGAUGUCGGCGAAAUAGCUGAGCAUCGUUCGUUUGUAUUCCUGUGGUGCGGCUCGUCGGAGGGCUUGGAUCAGGGCCGCAAUUGUCUUAAGAAGUGGGGCUUUCGCCGCUGCGAGGACAUCUGUUGGAUACGCACAAACAUCAACAAGCCGGGCCAUUCAAAGCAGGCCAUACCCAAAUCCGUUUUCCAGCGCACAAAGGAGCACUGCCUGAUGGGCAUCAAGGGCACGGUGCGUCGUUCCAGCGAUGGCGAUUUCAUACACGCCAAUGUGGACAUUGAUCUGAUCAUAUCCGAGGAGGAGGAGUUCGGUAGCUUCGAGAAGCCCAUCGAAAUCUUUCAUAUCAUUGAGCAUUUUUGCCUGGGCCGUCGGCGUUUGCAUUUGUUUGGACGCGAUUCGAGCAUCAGGCCGGGCUGGCUAACAGUUGGACCCGAGCUGACGAACUCCAAUUUCAAUGCCGAGCUGUAUCAGACCUAUUUUGCGGAGGCCACCGCCACCGGCUGCACCAGUCGCAUCGAAAUGCUGCGGCCAAAGAGUCCGCCACCCAAUAGCAAAGUGUUGCGCGGCCGUGGACGCGGCUUUCCGCGUGGUCGUGGCCGGCCCAGAUAAUGAUCACUCCACUGCACGUAUUUCUAGUUAAUAAGCGCAAAAGUUGUUCACUAAACAUGCGAUUGAUCUUGGAAACGAAUGCAGGAUUAGUCGGAGGUUUAAGGUACAAUUUAUACUUGUCAUUGUACACGUUAUAAUGCUAGGAUUAAAG